This is a messenger RNA of Oryza brachyantha (malo sina), 1240 nucleotides long. RefSeq names its product U6 snRNA phosphodiesterase. The transcript has 6 exons. Gene Ontology annotation, cellular component: nucleus. Gene Ontology annotation, biological process: U6 snRNA 3'-end processing. Lineage: Eukaryota; Viridiplantae; Streptophyta; Magnoliopsida; Poales; Poaceae. The record is from RefSeq and is a predicted model, not a curated record. Gene Ontology annotation, molecular function: 3'-5'-RNA exonuclease activity. Bases 254 to 1099 code for a protein of 281 amino acids.
UCCUCCGCAAAAGAAAUUGGGAUUGGGCCUAGUUUCUAUUGAGUAGUGGCAUAUUGCUAAUUUUCUCUCUUCCUCCAGGCUGCUCGGCGCUCCCAUCAGGCACCGGCCUUCCGUUGCCAGCGGAGCGAUCUUUCUCCGCGGCCGGCUGCCGCCGCUGUACUUUUCGGGAUCCUCCGGCCGGAGGCGAGGCCAGCAGUGGGCCCGAUUCGACCUUCUGGCCUCUGAUUUGAUCCGGUUGGGAUAGUGUUGAGCGAUGGAUGCGCUCGUGGCGAGCUACGCAUCUGACUCCGACACCGACGGCGAUGCUCCGGCGCCCACCGAGUGCGAAGCCGCCCCGGAGCCUCCGGAGUCUUCCGCGUUGCUCCCUCCCCCGCCCCUCGACCUCCUCCAGCCCCCAAACUUCGUAGAUUACUCGACAGUGGUGCAGGGGAGUCGCGUCCGGAGCUUCCCUCAUGUGGAAGGCAACUAUGCGCUACAUGUCUACAUCCCUGUGGUUAUACCUUCUGAUGCAAGGAAAUACCUGGCCUUUGUUAUGAAAAGAGCAGCAUCUUGUGUGCCAGAUCUCUAUGCUGUUGAUGCAGAUUAUGCACUUUCUGAGUUGUGCAAGGAUGAACAAAAGCUUGAGAAAGUGCUUCUGAGCAGGGAGUUUCAUGUAAGUUUAGGAAGAACUGUUGCAAUUCAGGUGCAUCAAAUUGAGUCCCUUGUUGCAAUGCUUCGGCAAAAGUUUCGCCCACAACAACAGUAUUGGAUGGACUUCAACAAAUGGGAGCAUUUUACCAAUGAUGAUUGCACAAGGUCAUUUCUUUCGUUAGAAGUUACAAGUACUGGGUUGCCAGAGAUUAGUAGACAGAUAUCUAUGGUAGAUGAUGUAUAUCGCUUACACGGUCUUCCUGAGUUCUAUAAGAAUCCACGGCCACAUAUAUCAUUGGCAUGGGCAUUGGGUGAUGUUAGCUGCAAACUGAAACAAGCAAUUAAGGAGAUCGAACAAUCUCAGAGCAGCAUGGGCACAUCUCAAAAAUGCCAUCUGAGAUGCAAGUUUAGUCACGUAGUAUGUAAAAUAGGCAAGAAAGUGUAUGAUAUCUGUAAACUUGUAGACUGAAAUACAACUUCUUGUGCACUUGAAUGGGAAUGUUUUGUAGCAUUGAGUUCUAGGCUUGAAACAGGGAUCUACAACUUAGCAUACAGACAGAGUGAAAGUAAGUUCGAGAAAACCACAAGAUUAUUCUUUUGGUUGCGAGUU